Molecule: messenger RNA, 2399 nt
Organism: Acanthochromis polyacanthus (spiny chromis)
Lineage: Eukaryota; Metazoa; Chordata; Actinopteri; Pomacentridae
Gene: igfals
Product: insulin-like growth factor binding protein, acid labile subunit
Exons: 2
Coding region: 166-1899 (577 amino acids)
Cellular component (GO): extracellular matrix
Molecular function (GO): protein binding
Source: RefSeq, a predicted model, not a curated record
AACGGACAUGAAUGGGUUAAUAGUAAACAUUCAGAGGAUGACUUUAAAAAAACGGCUUGGGGGCUUGGCAGAGAUUCCAUUCAGUAUACAAACAAUUGCACAAGGGUCAGUCAUUCAGUAUUCCACAGCCUCUCCACCUUAAAUUGAGACCUCUGAGAAGCUGGUAUGCAGACCUUUGUGCUGUUGGUUGUGUGGGUACUGGGGACAUCACUGGUGUUACCAGACCCGGACACAGCAGGAGACAAGGCGACAGAAGAACCCAUUCCCUGUUCUAAAGGGUGCACCUGUCUGCACGAUGACUACAGCUCGGAACUCAACAUGUACUGCAGUGCUCGUAACUUCACACAAGUGCCCACGGACAUGCCGACAUCCACCCAUUCCCUCUGGCUGGAUGGCAACCUUUUCACCUCCCUCCCCGCAGUAUCCUUUAGGGAUCUUAGUAAUCUGGAUUUUUUGAACCUGCAAAGCGGCCAACUCAUGACCAUCGAUGCUCAGGCUUUCAAAGGCCUUCGGUCACUCGCGCACAUCCAUCUUGAGCGAAAUCAUCUCCGGGGGUUACCAGGUGCAAUCUUCCAGAAUACACCUAACCUUGCCUCACUUAGUCUGCAUAACAACCAGCUCAGCCGCAUUGAAGAAAGACUGUUUGCAGGACUCUCCCAUAUGUGGCUUCUGAACCUCGGGUGGAACUCGCUAACAGUCUUGCCGGAAAUGGCUUUCCAUGACCUGCAAGGUCUACGAGAGCUCAUCCUCGCCGGGAACAGACUUGCCUACUUGCAGCCACAGCUCUUCCAAAAUCUUGUCGAGCUUAAAGAGUUGGAUCUGACUGGAAAUUCCCUCAAGAACAUCAAAGCUAACGUGUUUGUUAAGCUCACAAAGCUGCAAAAGCUUUAUUUGGCCCAGAAUCAGAUUGUGACAGUGGUACCAAGAGCUUUUGUAGGCAUGAAGUCACUCAGAUGGCUGGAUCUGACGAACAACAAGCUGACUUCUCUGCAUGAGGACACGUUCUUGGGUUUGCUCAGUCUUCAUGUACUGCGUCUUUCCAACAACUCCAUCACUGGAAUUCGACCCCGGACUUUCCGUGAUCUUCAAUACUUGGAAGAACUGCGACUCAGUCACAACAAGAUUCAAGCUCUGGGGGACAGAAUCUUCGAAGGGCUCGGUCAUCUGGAGGUCCUCGAGCUGGAACACAAUCAAGUGCAGGAGGCACAAGUGGGCAGCUUCACGGGCCUCUCUCAUGUAGCUGUCAUCAACCUGUCUGGAAGCUGCUUCCACAGUCUGCCGGACAAAGUGUUCAAAGGUCUGUCCAAGCUGCACAGCCUGCAUUUGGACAGAGGUUGCCUAACAAGGAUCACAGCCCAAGCUUUUACUGGACUCUCUGGUUUGCGGAGGCUUUUCUUGCAACACAACAAUAUCUCUGUGGUGGAAUACCAAAGCUUUGCAGACCAGGUAGGCCUGCUGGGACUGGACUUGAGUUUCAACAAACUGGAGGUUCUCACGACCAACACAUUCUCUGGUCUCAAGAAUUUGGAGUACUUGCUGUUGUCCAACAACGACUGCCGACAGUUUUUGCAGAAUGGCACAAAGCAGCUGCUUCCAAGGCUGCGCUAUCUGGACCUCCGUGCUAACGCCAUGACCAAUCUGAUCCCUGAUUUCUCUGACAGUAUAGAAAAACUUUUGCUGUCUGGAAACAGGUGGAGAUGUGACUGCAGCAUCCUCCCGCUCAGAAACUACAGCUUGACGAACCCACUGGUGAUACCUCGACGAGUGGAAACCCACGCAGAGGGUGAAGAACCCGACACGACUAUCACCAUAUACAACAACAUCACAUGCACCAGCCCACCGCGUUUAGCUGGUCAAGACCUGCGGGACGUGGAUAGCGAAGUAUUCCAAAGCUGCUAAACAGACACAAAGUGUGGGGUACUGUUUGGUACACAAUUCAGAAACUAAAAAAAAGUGCAGCCUACUGUAUAUUAUAUUUUCAACUGUAUAAAUUCAGUCAGUUUGAUUUCAACGUUAAAAUCAUAAUAUAGACAUGUUUCAGGUUAUUUUACAUCAAUUAUUAACAGAUAUAUUGUUGACCUAUGAAUGCUUUACAGAAAAUGUAAAUAUCUGGGAAUAUGCAGAGAGAACAACCAACUCAUAUUUCUCUGCUUCAGCUCUAUGGAGUUUUCUUAAAUGUGAAUACUAUGGGAGAAGGUAAUGAGAGCUGGCAAGUUGUAAGGAACAAAAUAAAAUUCAACAGAACAAAUCCACAACAAAUACUUUGUGACAAUUUAGCUUAUGGUGAUAUUAGGAAGUCUGAUGAACUGUAAAGAUCUGAUUUUUACGUCUUUGGUGGAGCUGCUUGACAUGUAGAAGAGUCUGCUGGAGAUGUUUAAUAAAAACAGACUGAAAUGUGA